AUGAAUGAGGAGAUUAUUGAGUUUUACCGCUACUGCAUAAUGGUAUGUGUAUCUCAACUCCAUUACUUUUGUUUGGCGUCUGGUUACCAUAGCGACGCGGUUGCCAUGGUAACGUUUACACUCUGGACCGUGAUUCUAAUUUUACGUGUGACCGUGUCAGAUCCGAAGGAGGAAAAAAUCAAGAUGGCGGACUCCCCCUUACCCACUUCACCAUCGCCCAAUAAAUUUGACUCUUUUGACCUCGAUGUUGGCACUGGCGAAGAAGGGAGCUCGACCUCGGCAGUCAGCGGGUCACCCUCCCCCACCUUCACCCAUCCGCAAGGCAGGGAGGGCGACCGUGCGGCGCUGAUAAAGGAGGUCUCGGCGCUGUACAAGGAGCGGUACCGUCUCGCAAGGAUGCACAGGAAGGCAGAGCUCAGGGUGGUCACCAGUCUCAAGAGGAGGAGACAGGCGAAUGAAGCACUGACCAGCUUUCUCCAUCAGCAGAAAGCUCUCGUCAAGUACAGCUUCUCAGCUUUACCUCCAGAGAAAGGCAGAGGAGAGACUGUAGAGCAACUGCUGAAGCGACAGCAGCAGGUUGAAGAGCAGCUGAAGCAGGCAAGGAGCGCAUACUACAGUCUGGCUCUGAAGAAACAGCAGAGAGAAGACGAGUUGAAGAGGAGACAAGAAACAGCCGAUGAUCAGGUUAGCGUCACAGAAAUGCUCCGACUCGUGGUGGAGACGGAGGCUUAUAUAGAAGAGGCUGGGGUGCAGGAGUGCAGCAUCCUCACCAGCAGAGGCUCCCUGCACGCAACGGAAGCCUCGAUCGCGAAGCACCUACAACGGAACAAGGAACUGACUGACAUGAUGGAGGAAGCGGAGGCCAAAGUGGAGCAACUCAGGCUACAGAUCAGUCAGAAGAAGGACGAACUGAAGACCCUGGCCAAGAAACAGGCUCAGUCAAACAGGCUUUCUGCUCACCUCCAGCCCGCCUCCCGCCUGCUCCUCGACCCCGUCCUCGCUCGAGAUCUGAAGGAGAAGCUCGCCCUCAAGGAAGAUCUCGAGGACGAGCUGGGGCGUCUGAAGCAGCUCAGCGCGAGGAGCAACGUCCGGAGGAAGAGUGCCACCUGAGUAGGAUGUGGGUGGAUGGUUCGAAACGGUGA
This is a messenger RNA of Penaeus vannamei (Pacific white shrimp), 1142 nucleotides long. NCBI's taxonomy places the organism in Eukaryota, Metazoa, Arthropoda, Malacostraca, Decapoda, Penaeidae. The record is from RefSeq and is a predicted model, not a curated record.